GAGUCGACUCUCAAACCCUAACGAAAUCAAGAUGGGAAUUUAUAGAGCUAGCUUGGAAGAUUACUGAUUAUCUGAUGGAAGUAAAGUCUAGUCUUUAUCUGUGUAAAGUCAGGGAAUAUCGCCAAAGGACACCAAUGCGGAAAAGCCAGACUGAACGGUAGAUUUAAAGCACAUUUAAAGCUAACGGGAGAGGGUGUUUUUUAUACGGCGCGACUAAACAAACAAACAAGUAAGCAAACAGACCUACAGCGUACUCCUCGGGGGGAACAAUUAUAUUUCUCACACUACACACUGGACGUCAAACUGGGCGCAAAUCACAAGAAAUGAUCUAAAAAGUAGGUUGUAAACAAUGCAUACGAAUGAAAAGACUGCAGGGAAUUUACUUCCGGUAUCGGUGCGUGACGUAGGCGGCUGGGUUCCUCCGGUGUUUUGGUGUGUUGAGAGAGAUGUGGCUGAAUCCGACCGAGGUGUCGCUGAAAAAUGCGCUGAAUCUCUGGAUCACGGACAGAUCUAACGAUUAUUUCCUCCUGCAGCGAAGAAGGGGACAUGGAGACACCGGGGGGAAAUUCACAGGUAUGUUGGUGGGAGCACUGGACACCGUGUUGGACUCAAAUGCACGAGUCGCUCCAUUUAGGAUCCUUCUACAAGUUCCGGGUUCACAGAGCGGCUGGGUCAUUGCUAGUGGAGCCACAGCUGAAGAAGUGCAGAAACACUGGAAAUGGUUGGACCAGAACUUGUUGCCGUACAUGUCGGUAUUUGAGAACAAACAGGAUGCUGCAAGCUUUGUGCAGGGCAAAGUCAAGGGCCUGAUUGCCGAGGAAGUGCUCGUUGGCCAGGCGGCGCUGGAAGAUGACCCAACCCGUUUCCGUGAGGCGAUGAUGCGAUUCGAGCAGCGAUUUGGCCUCCCGCUGAAAGAAAAAUUGGUUGCUCAUUACUCCUGCUGCUGCUGGAAAGGCAGAGUGCCUCGUCAGGGCUGGAUCUACCUCUCCACCAAUCACCUGGCUUUCUACUCGUUCUUGCUUGGAAAAGAGGUGAAGCUGUUGAUCCCGUGGGCAGAAGUCACGGCUCUGGAGCGUGCGACCUUUGGUCUCAUCAACGACGCGAUCCGAGUCCGAACGCGCCAAAAGCAGCGUGAAUUCUCCAUGUUUCUUGAUGUGGAUGAAGUGAUGACCGUCAUGACUCAGCUGGGCGAUAUGGCACUGCGAAGACUGUUUGAUAAUGGCAAAAUGGAACCGGACUCCAAUAUUACUAAACGGGCACUGGAGCAGCAGGCCAUGCGCCAGUACGUUCUGUCACUCUUCGGCCUCCCGCGUUCUGAGACGCUAAAAGAAGUGAUGCGAUGUGCAGCUUGGACGCCUCACGCCCGAUGUCACACGGCUGGGAAUCUCUAUGUUACGGAAAAUUACAUGGCCUUCAGCAGCCUUCAGGAGGGGCACUGCACCCUCCUCAUCCCGCUAGCCGAGGUGCAGUCUGUGGAGAAAGCAGAAAGCACUGGUGCUCUGCCAAACCCUGUGAUCAUCAGCAUGCGUUCGAAGCGGGCUUUCCAGCUAAUCGAAGUGAAGCGACGAGACCAGUUGGUGGACAAUCUGAACACCUGUCUCCAAGUGUUGCACUGGCACAGCGACCGCAAAAGGACUCUGAUUUCCUCCACCCCUUAUUACACAUUUUGCUAUGACACGGACGACACGCUCCAUCCCAUUAUUCUCGAGGAAGCGUUAAUCACAACAUUCCAGACCAGCCAAUCGGAAUCUUCCGAACGCAGGCGCCUGUGGGACGAGCACUUUGAAGAGUUCGGACGCGGUGUUCACAUGUUCCACACUGAAAAAACACAAAAACUGGUGGCUGCGGGCAUCCCAGAGUCUCUGCGUGGAGAGAUGUGGCUCACCUUUUCAGAUGCACGGUCCUCUAUGAACACCCACUCACGUUCUUACUCUGAUUUGCUGGAGGAGAGGACAAACGAGCAGACGAGUGACGAGAUCGAGAGAGACCUGCGGCGUUCGUUGCCUGAACAUGCUGCGUUUCAGAGCGAGACAGGCAUCGCAGCGCUGCGUCGCGUACUCAACGCCUACGCCUUCCGCAACCCAGGCAUCGGGUACUGCCAGUCUAUGAACAUCUUAGCAUCAGUGUUGCUGCUCUACACGAGAGAGGAAGAAGCAUUCUGGCUGCUGGUCACAGUGUGUGAGAGAAUGCUGCCUGAUUAUUUCAACCGCAGAGUCAUUGGUGCUCAGGUGGACCGUUCUGUGUUUGAGGAGCUGAUCCGUGAGCGAUUGCCCCACCUGGCCGAGCGCGUUCCAGACCUUACCGCUCUUUCAUCGCUCUCGCUCUCCUGGUUUCUUGCUCUAUUCCUCAGCACUGUUCCAUUCCGUACCGGCCUGCGCAUCCUCGACUGCUUCUUCUGCCAUGGCGUCAAAAUCAUUUUCCAGCUGGGCCUUGCUGUGCUCGAUGCUAAUGUCAAUGAAAUUUGUGCUAGCACUGACGAUGGUCAGUCUCUGAUGAUACUGACCAGUUUCCUGGAGCAUGUCCGAGACGACGAGGGGUCGUGUGUGAGUUCCGAGGAGAUGGGGCCUGCAGGACACACACCAAUCAGUGCUCUCAUCAAUGAUGCAUAUGAGAAAUUUGGGGACUUGACGGUAAAGCAGCUGGAAAGGAUGAGAUCAAGACACAGAAUCCAAGUUCUGCAGGCCCAUGAGGACACCUCUAAAGAGAACACACUGCGGCUUGUCUUGCCUGGUGUCUCUCUCUCUCAGGAGGAUCUGUCAGAACUCUACGACCUCUUUAAGACAGAACAUUUCAUUAACCUGUACUGGGGAGACGGAGUGUGUUCUGCUUCUCCUGAACAAUACCAAGUGGACCGAGCCCAGUUUAAGAGCCUCUACCAGCUGUUGAUGCCUUGGCAGUGUGGAUCACACAUGGAUACAAUGGCACAGAGAACCUUCAACCUGCUGGACCAAGAUGGACAAAACCAUAUCACAUUCAGCCAGUUCACCUGCUGGAUUGACACCCUGUACUGUGAAGAGCUGAAUGAGAAAGUCAGGCUUCUCUACCGUCUUCACAUUCCACCUGCCCUGACUGAGAACGAAGGCAAUCCUUCUCCUAUGAAGGCUCCCAUUCUUUCCACCACCAGACCUCUCUGCGUCAACCUGCCCAAUGGAGAGGGGAAAAGCUAUGAAGAGCAGCUGAAGCAGAUGUUGAAGGAUUUGGGCAAAGAGAAAGACAAAGGUCUGGAGAAGCCCCUCCCUCAUAUGAAACAACGAGAGUUUGUCCAGUUUUGCAAGACGCUGUGCAGCAUGUUCCAUGGCGUCCCCGGUGAAAAUGAACUCUUCCAAGCCAUUGCUGUGGUCACCAGUUUAGUACUGCAGAUUGGUGAGGCCCGGAACAAGGGAGCCAAACCAAAGGAAUCGGACCAAACAACCAUGGUUUCUGCUUCUGCGAGAGAAAGCAUGUUGGAGGCAGAAAUUGAUUGGACGGUGAGUUUUGAGCAGAUUUUGGCCUCACUGCUGACCGAGCAGGUACUUGUAAAUUUCCUGGAGACACCAGUGGAUCUCAGUGGGAAGAUUGCAUCGGCAAAGGAGAAGCAGUAUCAGCAGCGUUCAGGACUGCUGAUGGUCCAGCACAGCUUCAGCUAAGACCUGGACCAUCCUAGACUUAUGUUUUUAGAUGCUUGACUAACAGGAAUCUGUGAUUCUGCAGCCGAUUUCUUGGGUUUUGCUCAAUCCAUGGUUUGUAGUGAAACAAGAAAAUUCCAGCGACAGGCUAGAAAAAACAUUGUGCCAUAUUGAGACAAAAAUGAGCCAUUUCUACUGAUCCCUGAGGAAGAUGUAAAAAGAUUGUACGCUGGAAUAGAAGUAUUAGAAUCCAUAUGGUCCUUCAUUAGUCAUUUAAAUCUUGCACUGAUUCAAUCACAGUUCAGUAGGUUCCUCAGUUUCAGCUCAGUUCUAGAAUUCUGAAAGAAAAGAAGUAUAAACAGAUCUCUUGUCUGUUUAGAUCUCUCUAAGAUCAUAGGCUGAUUCUAUACAAACUUUUGAAUGGUCUUUUAACAUCUUUUAUGAUAUGUGGUUCAGAGACAGAGACGUGGUUCAGAGACUUGUACAGUGGUUCCCGACCUGUCUACUGGAGCACGACUAUGUUGCAUACGUUAUUGUUUUAUCCUGCUUGGAACUCUCUUUGAUUUUACCCUGAAUUUCUCCCAAUUUGGUAAUUACCACCAACUAGACAUGCCAGCCCUGAAGGGGGAACAACACGUAGUCCACGGAGGGUUUACUGUUUUUUUUUUUUUUUGUUUUGUUUUUUUUUAUUUUUUUUUUUUAUAAAUAAUCCUUGCACAAAUCACUUGCAUAAAGUUGAAACGGUAUUGUGUGUGUGUGUGUGUGUGUG
Ictalurus punctatus (channel catfish) is the source of this 4374-nucleotide messenger RNA. Its product is annotated as TBC1 domain family member 8. Gene Ontology annotation, molecular function: calcium ion binding. The record is from RefSeq and is a predicted model, not a curated record. The transcript has 20 exons. Lineage: Eukaryota; Metazoa; Chordata; Actinopteri; Siluriformes; Ictaluridae. Bases 447 to 3626 code for a protein of 1059 amino acids.